UUGUUCUUCUUCUUCUGUGGUGUUGAAAGAUGCAUAAAUAGACGUGAUAAACAACACGGAGGAUUGAGAUAUUUUAAGAUAAAACGAACAACGCCCUAUUUAAUCGAAUAGUUUUUUUUAUUAAAAUAUCAAGAGAAAUUGUGGCUCCGUGGUACUCCGUUACUUCCUCGAUGUUCUAAGAUCAAUGUGCAGCAGACUUUCUCAAUCCAAGGAUAAAAGGCUCUCCAUGACUUCUGUGUAUGUGCAUGUUUGCCAGGUCACGUCAGCCACCCUCACAUACACAUGAGUCCUAUUUUCUCCUUGAGCCGGGCCCAGCGCCAUGCCUGAUCGAGACUACCUGUCAGGUGGUGGUGGGAGUUGUGGCGUUCUGGUUGACGAAGGUCCUGGUUCUGGUUUGGCAGGGGGCUCAGCAGACUGCAGGGGAACUGCGGGAGGCGUUGGCGGAAGUGUGUGUGGCUCAGAGGGCAUGGGGGGUGGAACGGCGCUUGGCAAUGGCAGCAGUGGAGUUGGCGGCCAAGGAGCAGGUCUGGCGUUAGACGGCAUCUGCAGGGACUUUAUACGCAACGUCUGCAAGAGAGGGAAGCGCUGCCGCUUUAGACACCCCGAUGUCAAUGAGGUUCCAGACCUGGGAGUCCAAAAGAACGAAUUCAUCUUUUGUCACGACCACCAGAAUAAGGAGUGUUUGCGCGCCAGCUGUCGUUUUGUACAUGGCUCAAGAGAAGAUGAGGAUUAUUACAAGAAAACUGGAGCGUUGCCGCCCCGUCUGAGAGGAAAAGUCGCAGCACGACUCGGCCUAUCUCCAAUGGAUCUGCCCCACAGCCGUGGCGAGGUUCCCCUAUGCAGAGACUUUCUUAAGGGAGAAUGCCAAAGAGGCAAUAAGUGUAAAUUUCGCCAUGUGAAAAAAGACUAUGAGUAUGAACCUGCAUGGCCUGGAGUGGGUGCCAUAAUGGGACAGGGGACCAGUGGGGUGGUGAAUACUGGAGUAGGGAUGGGUGGAGGAGGGGGCACAUGUGGAGCAAUGCAAGGACUUGUGGGAGGUGGAAGUGUUGGUAACAUAAUGGGGACUGGCUGCCCUAGCCUUGGGGUUUGCAGAGAUACUGCUAUCUCAGGAGUUGGAGGAGUAGGAGGAGGUGGCAUGAGCGGCUGUCUGUCGCUCAGUUCUGCCGGCCAGCGGCGAUACGACAGGAGCUCGGUGUAUGAACCACUGCUUGACAGUGGACUGCUUGAGGCCAGCUCUUUGGAGGCUUCUAUGGACCACACUGCCCUACAGCUGAAGAGGCGACGGCUGGAGGGGCUUCGUCUGUCAGACGGGAGUGGAAGUGGACAUUAUGAGUUUGGGGUUCAGGCCACCCUGCCACCUCGUCCUCUGGAGUACAGAUUCCUCGAAGAAGAAAAUGCUCUGCUGAGGAAGAGAGUGGAAGAAUUGAAGAAACAGGUUACCAAUCUCGUAGCCACAAAUGAGGUUCUCCUCGAGCAAAACGCCCAGUUCCGAAGCCAGGCCAAAGUGAUGACCCUGUCCUCCACGCCUGCACCCGCUGAGCAGAAUCUGGCGCCCCCUGUUGGUGCUGUCAGCUCCUACAACCACAGCAUUGCUCAGACCCACACCACUCUGAGCAGUGCAGGACUGCAGCCUCGACCCGUCACCCAGCAAGACCUGGUCGCUCCCACCGGCGCCCCUGCUGCACCCCCAACUAAUGCAGCCCCACCAACAGCCCCCCACCUCAAUCCUGAGAUCACCCCGCUUUCAGCUGCCCUGGCACAGACCAUCGCUCAAGGGAUGGCCCCGCCUGUUUCCAUGGCACAGGUGGCGGUGUCUGUGGCACCUGUCGCUGUGUCCAUGACCCAGCCUCUGCCGGGCAUCACCAUGAGUCAUGCCACCACCCCCAUGGUGUCGUAUCCUAUUGCAAGUCAGAGCAUGAGGAUCACCACCCUGCCUCACUGAGGAAACCUCUCAGACUAUAUCAUCCUCAACUGGAAUCUUUUAAGUCUCAAUGGAUGACUGAACUUUAAUCGUCCAAAGGAGGCUAAAGUAAAAACAAAAAAACUUUAAGGCAGAAGUUGGAGUGAUGAACUUACUGAACUACUUUUUCUGCCAACCUUCUGAUUUGAAGUCUCCUAUGAAAAAUCUAUGGACCUUUUUUAAAAAAAUGUCAACAGCCACAGAAUGUGUAAGGUUUCCAUGCAGAGUGCUUUGUGUCCAAGGAAGUUUAGUCCAUGUUUUUGUCCAUUGCUCUUAUGUAACAUAACUUUGGUACUUUGCACAUUAAAACAACAACAAAAAAACA
Oryzias melastigma (Indian medaka) is the source of this 2285-nucleotide messenger RNA. It is a transcript of the gene zc3h10, whose product is annotated as zinc finger CCCH-type containing 10. Gene Ontology annotation, molecular function: metal ion binding. The record is from RefSeq and is a predicted model, not a curated record. The transcript is spliced from 3 exons. The coding region runs from base 320 to 1942 and encodes 540 amino acids. NCBI's taxonomy places the organism in Eukaryota, Metazoa, Chordata, Actinopteri, Beloniformes, Adrianichthyidae.